CUGGAUCACUCUCUUCACUUGCCAACUCUUAAUCAAGUCCCAUCCAUGUCAAAGCCUUCUCCUCCCAUCACCAUUCAACAUUCAACAGUUGCCCCAAAUCAUGCCCUCAAUUUACACUUUCCACCCCAUUUCAGGAAACCCGGCCUCAGAGUCCUCUGCUGCUCACCACCAUCAACCCGGAGCCCGAAUCUCCGGCAGAUCCUCCGGAGUAUACCCGACUGGGCCGACGGAAUCAAAGAGAGCCGCAUGCAGCAGAAGCGGUCCCUCUACAAGCACGACGAUUGGUUGCAACACAGGAGCUCUCUGAGGCAUCUCAGGCAUAUGUCGACCAUCUUGACCUCUAGGGUUAUUUUGUCACUGGUGCCUCCGGUGACCGCCCUUACAUCGGUGGCAGCCAUUGUUGCCUCUUACAACUCGGCCGUCGAGCUGAAAUGGUUGCCGGAGGUUUUCCCGGUGUUAAGGUCGUCUUCCUUGCCUUACCAGUUGACUGCUCCAGCUCUGGCGCUUCUUCUAGUUUUCCGUACAGAGGCUUCAUACUCGAGGCUAGAAGAGGGGAGGAAGGCUUGGAGUAAGGUGAUUGCAGGGGCGAGUGAUUUGGCAAGGCAAGUGAUUGGUGUUGUUGAGAGUAAAAGCGAUGCAUUGCUCAAGAAGGCAGUGUUGCAGUAUAUCAUGGCCUUUCCAGUUGCUCUUAAGUGCCACUUGGUGUAUGGCUCAGAUAUGGCAAGUGACCUAAAAAGCUUUCUUGAGGCUGAGGAUCUAGCAGUAGUUCUUAGUUCAAAACAUCGCCCACACUGCAUCAUUGACUUUAUCUCCCAGUGCAUUCUAUCUCUAAAUCUAGAGGAAACAAAGCUGCAGCUGCUGGAGUCAAAGGUUUCGUGUUUCCACGAAGGGGUUGGUGUUUGUGAACAGCUCAUGGGUAUACCCAUCCCACUGUCGUACACCAGACUAACCUCAAGGUUUUUAGUCCUUUGGCAUCUUUCGCUCCCCAUUAUACUUUGGGAUGACUGCCACUGGAUAGUGGUCCCUGCUACUUUCAUCAGUGCAGCUUCUCUCUUCUGUAUCGAAGAGGUUGGUGUUCUUAUCGAAGAGCCGUUUCCCAUGCUUCCACUGGACGAGCUAUGCAAUGUGCUUCAUGACUGCAUCAGGGAAUCAAUGGCGAAUGAGAAAGCAAUUGAAGCAAUCAUCAAUUCAAAACAAAAGACAUGGGAUAAAGAACACUGUCCAAAUGGAUGCCCAAACUCACAGUCACAGAACUGACCUAGACUGUACAUAAGAUUAGAAGAAAGUUUUUUUUCUGAGCGUCAUGGUCUCAUGGAUGGGCUAGUAAAUAGUACUUUCAUGUCCAGUGUACAUAUGUCUAAACAUAAGAGGCUGCUGCAAUAGUGUAACGUAAGCGGAUGCCUUUUUGGGCACUGCGUAGGCGGAAUGAUGUCUGUAUAUUUAACUAUUUAAGCAUAGAGUAGUCUUCUUGUCCAGCCGGCCUGACGGGAACCGCCGUCCGGCCGAGGCCAUUUCGGGCACUUCCCGAUGGAAUUUUUUGAUGAAAUUUUUUGAGCAUGUUCUUCAUGAAGUCUAGUUUAUCCAUACCAAAUUUCAGUUCAAAAUUCGAUCGGGAAGGCAUUCAAAUAAUUUUGUGAAGUUAACUGGGCAGUUUAUAUGUUCA
Cuscuta epithymum is the source of this 1663-nucleotide messenger RNA. NCBI's taxonomy places the organism in Eukaryota, Viridiplantae, Streptophyta, Magnoliopsida, Solanales, Convolvulaceae. The record is from the annotation of a GenBank genome assembly.